Molecule: messenger RNA, 1864 nt
Organism: Hyaloscypha bicolor E
Lineage: Eukaryota; Fungi; Ascomycota; Leotiomycetes; Helotiales; Hyaloscyphaceae
Exons: 2
Coding region: 1-1554 (517 amino acids)
Source: RefSeq, a predicted model, not a curated record
AUGGAUUUGAAACCCCCUGGUCCAGAUAACGUUCCAGUACCUGCCAAAUUACAGAAAAGAUUCUAUGAGGCUUUGGUGAUGCUGUUUGUGUUAGGACAAAAUCGCGGGGACCGGGUCGACGAGGAAGGGUUUGAUGCAGAGCCAGAUCCUUCCGAUUUAGGGGGCGAGAAGCUUCGGAGGUCAUUUCUGAGAAACCUUGCAUACUUAUGCGACUUUGAAAUAGGUGGGGAUCGAACGACUGCUUUUGCUUUGCAGCAGACUCCACAGAGGAUCGUGUAUUGGAUGGCGUCAAACAAAGGCAAGCCUAGGGAGGAAGACCCUACGAAGCUAUUUGCGGCGGGGAUCCUCGAAACUCUCAAGCAUUUGGAGCCAUCUCAAGCAUCUGAGAUUGAGAAGGAAUUAUUCGAGAAGGCAGUAGCUUUCAGUUCGAAGAGGAUCUCGUACUACGCCAAAGCCUUGGGAAAGGAGAUACAAGUUGUAUUGGAAUCUUUGUCGGAGAACGAGUCCGCUGGUGGUGAGAGACCCGGACAACACUUUUUGCAAAAAAAUAUUAUUUUCUUGGAUUGGCUAAAAAGCUUAAAAUAUGCAACCAACACCCCCUCUACCAUCUGCCGGCUCUGCUACGAUUCAAGAAGAUCAUUGCAUUAUGAGGUAGUUCGGAAAAGAGCAAGGCUUGGCGAGCCAUGUGCACAGAGAUACGAGAAAAUUCGGCACUUCAUCGGCCGGCUCAAUCACACCCAGAAAGCGAUCAAGGUGAUGAUCGAAGCCAGGUUGGAGCUCUCAUAUCUUUUUAGUGCCUUUGAGGUCAAAAGGGCAAAGUCAUCUCAUUCCUCACUUCCGCCAUUGCUUGAACGCGAUCCUACUUUAAUGGAAAUUGCUGGGCGACUAGCUGGAGACGACGGAGCUAUUGAGCUGUUGCGCCGGAACCUUGGGGAACUUGAUCGACUACAUCAGCUUUCAAAGAAGCUCAGCAAGGAAUGCCAAAGCACAACCUGGCAACCGCGAGUACACGCGGAACUAAUCUUACUAGAUCUGUUCUGGACCCAGCACUUUGAGUUUGUUGGAAAUGACAAAUACAUUGGCUGUAGCAAACCAGCAUGUUAUUGUUGUUAUCACUAUAUAACACAACAUCCAGGGGGGUUUGUUCCUCCGCCAUGCCACAAUAAUCUUUGGCUGAAAUGGAAAGCGCCAGAGAUUUAUGAUCACAAGGAGACGCAACACAUCAAGAAUCGAGAGAAGAUUUUACAGAAAAUGGCAGAGAAGAUUCGUGUUGACGUUCUAGCUCAGAUCAUUGAAUGCAGAGGGCCUAGGUCACGGAGGCCGGAUUCGUUGACGGAAAUAUCGUCGCAUCGCCAACUAGACUUUGACUUUCUCAGCGAUGAUCCAGAAGACGGUUCAAGCGAAUCGAUGUCCGAGACAGAUUUCUCAGUGAAGAGUGGCGUGGAGGAUGUCGUUGGUAAUAUGGAAUUUAGUCAUCAUGCAGCGGAAGAGGAUAGUGAGACGGAAGAUGACGAGGCUGGAGGAGUCCAACUCCUUUCGGCACUAACAGCUUGAGUUUAUUUGAGUUUAUCGGGUUUGGUCCAAGUGAUUGUGCACUCGCAAUUUGUUGGGGUUUUGAAACUCGAUGUAAUGCAAAGGGGGACACUAUGAGCAAAUGGCACCGUGAUGUAUCUUAACAGCAUUGAGGCUAGCAAGGAGCCCUAAUCUCAAGUCUAAACUGUCACCUUGAAUGCCUCGAACGAAGCCACCCCAGUCAUCUGUUUCCCACCAUCCACAUUCCCAGUCAUGGUGCCAACCCACUCCGUAUAAAGGGUAAGACCCUGCAAAGAGACAGCUGCAACCUUAACCUCCACGUUCAUUGUAC